This is a messenger RNA of Entrophospora candida, 171 nucleotides long. NCBI's taxonomy places the organism in Eukaryota, Fungi, Glomeromycota, Glomeromycetes, Entrophosporales, Entrophosporaceae. The record is from the annotation of a GenBank genome assembly.
AUGAUCAGAUGGAAGUUUGAUUCUAAAACCCAUUCUAAUAUUGAUCAUGUAUCAAUGGAAACUUCCAUAAACAAAGCAGGUCGUGGUAGAGGAAACGAUAAUAGUAGAGGCAAAGAUAAUGGUGAAGCUAGAGGUAGGGGUUACGGUAACAAUGGUGUUAGAGGUGGUUAG